CAAGUCGUCACGCAUCGCCAUCGCUCAUCGCGCCAUGGCUGUGAAGGGGGAAGAGCUCACGCAACGCAAGGCGAGCGAGAUGAGCACAUCCAGCGCCGUCAGCGCAGCUCGAGUGCCUUCUGCGUCCGCUCAGCAGAUGUACAUCCUCAAAGCUCGUGAUUCGGUUCAAGUCCUCAAGCAGGAGCUGAGCGCCAUCGCUCUAGCUGACGACCACGAGGGGAAGAAGGAGAGCUAUAAGGAGGCGGAGGACUUUGUGAAGUCGCUGCUCAGCAUGCUACAAAAGGGACAGGUCGCGCCCAGCACGUCUCUCCUCAGCACCUUGCAGCACAUCGUAGCCAUCCAGAAGCGCAGCCUUGAGUACCUCCUCAAGCGCCUGCCCCUCGCCACCUUCAAGGCUGUCGCCGCCCUGCACGAACAGAUGUGGUCGACUGCCAUCCCCGACCUGUACAAUGCCAGGAACAAGGUCGAGAGCCGGAUGGAUCAGAUACUGCACGACGAGUUGAGGGUCGAGAUGGUGCAGUUGUGCCACAAGGCCACAGCGCUGGCUGUGAUGAGGUUGAAGGAGCUGGAAAGGGGCACGACGAGGGAGGCAAUCGACUUGGCCGAGGAUUGCUUCGAAAUCUACUGUCCCGUCAUUAUGCCGAGCAUCAGUGACAUCCUUUCUCACUCCUCUGACGCCUACCUCGGCUGGCUCGACAGCGCCCAACAUCAAAUUGACGUCCUUCACGAGCUCACUCUCUCCAAACUGGGCAGGCACUACGGGCGUCGUCUCCUCACGUCCCAGGUCCUAGGCUCUAUUUGGGUACGCGCACCCACGUACGACAUCUCCUCCGACCUGCUCUGGAUCAGCCGCGCUCUCAGGCCGAGGCGGGAGGACUCGCAGGGGCUGGAUUUGCGAGAGUGGGAUGUGAGGCAGGAGGACUACUGGCACCGCUUCUUCCAGCCCUUUGUGCACCCUUCGUGCGACUUGGAGACGCUGGACGCAGCAGAGACAAAGAAAAGGGCAGAGGUUGUCGAGGGCUUGGUGCGGAAGUGGGUAGAGAGUGGGGGAAACAGCCUAAACGCCCUCAUCCGCGAGACUAUCCGAUCGGUGGGCGAAAUCGAUGAGACCCGACCUCAAGUCCUGGUCAGCAGCGGAGUCACCUUUCAGCUCGUGGACCGCAAGCUCCCCCUCUUCACAGGCGAAGCCGAGAGCUACACCAAGACGACGGACACGCAAGUCAUCCUCGACUACAACUACCUCGAGUUCGGCUUCACCGAGUUUGAGGAGACGCGCAAGCCCGAGAACAAAGAUGGCGACUUCAUCAAGGCGCACAUGCCUCUCAACAAGCUCGCCUCUGCCGAUUUCAAGGUGCAGGUCGCGGGCCAUGCGGUCAUCACGCUCUACUUUGCGGCCGAGGACGAUGAAGACGCCAAUGCUAGUGGACCGAUCCUUACUGCUGAGCGACCCGACGGCGAGCCCUAUCCUUUGGGCGACGAUGACAUCAUUGCUAUUGAGAUACGGUGCAGCGCGGGCAGUGUGGCGCACUACAGGGCUGGAUUGGCUGAUCGCGGCGUGCUGGUGAGCGACCACUAUGUUAACCAGCACUCGCUGGGAAAGGAGAUCUCGGCUCCUAUCUUGGGGCCUUUCAAGCCGAAAGAGCAAGAUGGUGAGGAGUAUCACGACGUCGCGCCGAGCUCGCCCGCGUCACCCCCUCCCGAGCAAGAGCAAGAGGACAAAAUCGACGAUGGUCCACGAGAGCUCAGCCCUCUCGCAGAGCCCAAGACGCUCAACGACACGAACGUCACGGGUACGGUUGCGCCGGCAGCCUCAGUCAAGGGAAGCCCCUCUUCCUCGGAGCUCACUUCGCCUUCGCCGUCCGAGGAGAGUCGCGCGGCUACGCAGACUGGAGCCACCGUGCCUUCUCAGGGAGGCGACAUUCGCGCUCGCACAACGCCCACACCAGCGCCCUCUGACACCAACUCCGGUAAAGGCACGCCGGGCAGCUCGACCAAGUUUGGUCCGGCGCAGAGGAAGGUCAAGAGCGCAGCCCAGCCUGCGGAGAAGAAGAAGAGCGACGAGUCGCAGACGAAGGGCAAGGGUAACCAGUCGCAAGCCAAGAGCAAGAUCGACGAUUCGCAAGCGAAGGGCAGAGCGAAGAAGGACGCGCAGCAGCAACAGACGCAAAAAGGGAACGUACCUAAGGGGCGAGGCCCAGGCCCUGCCACGAAGAAGCGCGCUCAACUUCGGGGAGACGUCACGGACGAGGAUCACGAUGAGGCCGAAGUGCAAAGCCAGACGCAAGUUGCUCGCCGUCAGCCCGCACGCAAGAGCAAGGCCAAUGCAAAGAAGCUCAAGCUGCAGUCAUCUAGCCAAUACGAGAAUGAGUCGCACAGCGAGGAUGGGGAUGAUGAGAAGGAUGGUGGACCGAGCGUUCUGGCUGCCAAGUCGAAGCCCAGGCCGCCGAGCAUGAGCAACGGAGCAAUCGAGAAGGCAACUACCUCGCGCGGCUCUGGAGUCGCUGCGUUGCUGCAGCAGAAGAGGGGAGCUCGUCGAGUCACGGCGCAGCUGCAGAACGGUAGCAAUGAUCAAGGAGGAGAUGACGCAGGUGACCCCAGCCAGUCGUCCACGGCUCAGUCUCUGACCAUCGCGGCCACAACGAAGACCAAGCCUGAAGCUGCGGCAACGAAGAAAAAGUCUGCUACCGCCCCUUGGAUGAUGACUCAGACCGCUCAGAGUAUCCAGCAACGCCAGGCCGAAGAGGCAGCCGCUGGAGAACAAAUCGAGUGGGACGCAAGGUCUGACUCUGAGCGAGACCCUCCAGCCCCGCCCGACCACGGCGAUCAAAUGGACGUCUCCGCACUUAACAUGGGAAGCGCCACCGAAGACGAGGACGACGACAAGAGCAGGGAGCAGCGUCUUCGUACUCCGCAAAGCCCAACGCAGGCUGUACUUCAGCGACGUGCUGCCAAUGCUGCCGCGAGCCAGCCAUCGCCGACUGCGACUUCUCGUAAGCAAGCUACCACGUUCGACCGCGACGCAGCUGCGGGUGCUACGGCCCCACCCGAUCUUACCGUGGGUCCCGCUGCUACCAAGAACAAGAAGCUUCGCCUCAGCGACGUCGGCGAAGAUGAUCAAACGAGCCCCACAGCAGUUUCCACGCGCAACGCUACCAUCGAUGGAGACGUGGUCUCGAUGUAUCUCAGCACCAAAGAAGCCAACACGAUCAAGCGCGCUCGUCAACUUCGAGCUUCAAGGAAGGGCGCCAGCGGAGGGUUUGCGGAGCCAACCGCCACCACCACGGCCACAGCCGCGACCCGCAAGCGCAAGGCUGGAGGGGACUCGCCUGGCAAGAAGCGUCAAAAGGUAGCUCGGGAGAAGACGCCCGAGGUGAAGGAUCAUCACGACGACGUCGAGAACAAGCAGCACUUCCCCGACGCGGAUGACGACGACCUAGGCAGAGCCACCUGGCAGCACAUGCGCAAGGGUAUGCGCCUCGUCAAGUCGACCCUCUCGCCCGAGUCGAACCAAGACUCCGGCAUUGGCGGCAUCGAAUCAGACGACGAUGAUCCCAACCUGCCUCUUCUCCGCCCCCACACACGCGCAAAUGCAACGCGCCAGGGAGCGCACGAGAUGGAGCAGGCUCAGAAGAAGGCGCUGCAGCUCGCCGAGCAGCAGGAGAAGGAGAGCAUCCAGAAGCGCUGUGCUGCGGUGGGGGACAAGUACGAGCGCGAUAUUGAUGAUGCGCAGGUGCGGCUGGACGAGUUGACGAGCUAUAUCACGUCGUUGCAAGGUCGAUUCAAUGAGAUGCAAGCAUGGCGACGAAGGGUUUUUGCCAAUCUCGAGUAAAGCGGCCCGCCGACAAGGCGAUACGCUGUCGGGUCCCUCGUUGCGGCCUCAUCGUCUCACACCUACGCUUUCCUCAUUCGUCAUCCUCAUCUCUCUCUCCCUCUGUGUCCCGGCAAGAGCGCUGUCUCGCCUCGAGAUGAAAUCUACGCGUCAGUUGAGACCACUGACCUCGCAGCGGCCGCUGAGACUACCCCGACCCAAUACAAGACGUAGCAGUGGUUCCCACAAAUUCUCGCCGCAUUGACUGGCCGCAUUGAUGGCAUGUCUGCGUGCAUCGUGAGAGUGUUGACGAAGGGACGCUCAAGCGCCUGCCCGUACGCGCGGUGUGGAUGUGGAUGUUCGUUCG
Jaminaea rosea is the source of this 4175-nucleotide messenger RNA. RefSeq lists its product as hypothetical. The coding region runs from base 35 to 3829 and encodes 1264 amino acids. The record is from RefSeq and is a predicted model, not a curated record. The transcript has 6 exons. NCBI's taxonomy places the organism in Eukaryota, Fungi, Basidiomycota, Exobasidiomycetes, Microstromatales.